AUGGAAUCUAUUUCGUCCUGUACUUCCAUAAAAAAUGUUCUUUUACUAGAUAGCGAAGGCAAACGCGUGGCUGUAAAAUAUUACGAUUGUGACAUGGAAUCGACUGUUCAGCAGCUUGCCUUUGAAAGGUCGCUUUAUCAGAAGACAAUUAGAUCUAGUGCACGUAACGAUCCAGAAGUCGUGAUGUUUGAUGGAAAUAUCGUAGUGUAUAAAUUUAUCUCAGAUGUACAUUUCUACGUUACUGCAGAAGAUCAUGAAAAUGAACUCAUUCUAUUGAGCGUACUACAGGGCUUUUUUGAGUCUGUAUCCUUACUUUUAAGAGGAUUGGUAGAGAAAAGAUCCGUUCUGGAAAAUCUAGACUUAGUCCUCCUUGUUCUAGACGAAUUAGUAGAUGGAGGAGUAAUACUCGAGACUGACUCAGGCGUGAUUGCCAAUCGUGUUUCAAUGCGAGGUGCGGAUAGCGAAACUCCUCUCACCGAGCAAUCUUUUGCCCAAGCUAUUGCCUCAGCACGGGAACAAAUUUCGAGAAACCUGUUACGAUGA
This is a messenger RNA of Bathycoccus prasinos, 543 nucleotides long. RefSeq lists its product with no specific name. Bases 1 to 543 code for a protein of 180 amino acids. The record is from RefSeq and is a predicted model, not a curated record. Gene Ontology annotation, biological process: retrograde vesicle-mediated transport, Golgi to endoplasmic reticulum; intracellular protein transport; intra-Golgi vesicle-mediated transport. The transcript has 2 exons. Gene Ontology annotation, cellular component: COPI vesicle coat. NCBI's taxonomy places the organism in Eukaryota, Viridiplantae, Chlorophyta, Mamiellophyceae, Mamiellales, Bathycoccaceae.